AUGUCUGUGGUUCCUUGCAAUUGCUACCACACCACUGAAAAGGGUAACUGUGGCGGUGAAAUUGAAAGCUUUCACCAGUUUUUUGAGUGCUGGAUUUCUGAGCAAAACCAACACCUGAAGGACCUUUUAGUUGCUGAAUCAACUCAGCUAACAGGUGAAGAACUUCAGCCACUGAUUGAUGGGGUGGUUGAGCAUUAUGAAUACUACUACAAGGCCAAGUCAAGUUGGGCAAAGCAAGAUGUGUUGGCCAUGUUGUCUCCAACAUGGACGAGUUCCUUCGAAGAGGCUUUUCUUUGGAUUGGUGGAUGGCGACCAAGCAUGGCCUUUCACUUGCUAUAUUCCAAGUCUGGUAUGCAAUUUGAGGCCAGGCUCAAUGAAUUGAUCCAAGGUCUAAGAACAUAUGACUUGGGAGACCUAUCAGCAUCCCAACUAGCUCAGCUUGAUGAGAUGCAGAGGAGGACCAUCUUAGAGGAGAGGGAGAUCUCAGAUUUGAUGGCAAGGCACCAGGAGACAUUGGCUGAUGCCUCAAUGGUGGAGUUGUCUCAUGUGGUUUCUGAGAUGAUAAGAUCCGAUGAAAGAGACUUUAAGGAGAGUAAGGAAAUAGAGGACAAGGUUGAAUCAACCCUGGUGCCAAAAGAAGAGGGUUUGGAGGAGAUCUUGCUGAAAGCUGAUGAACUUAGGUUGGGAACACUGAAGGCUAUUGUUAAUGUUUUGGCUCCAAAGCAGGCCGUUCAUUUCUUAAUUGCUGCUGCAGAACUGCACCUGAGGCUACAUGAUUGGGGGAAGAAGAUGGAUGCUAGAAAGGGAAAUCAUGGUAUUGGUGAGGGUAAAAAUCAUAAUUCAUCUAUUUGA
This is a messenger RNA of Sphenostylis stenocarpa, 852 nucleotides long. NCBI's taxonomy places the organism in Eukaryota, Viridiplantae, Streptophyta, Magnoliopsida, Fabales, Fabaceae. The record is from the annotation of a GenBank genome assembly.